UCAGAUCGUUCUCUUGUUGAUUUGCAAACUUCAGAAAUGAAUAACAGGAGAGAACAUCGGAUUAUAGUGUAUAAUAAUCUGUACAAGAAAUAUUUGAGGUUUAUGAAGAAGACUAGUGUUCAGAGAACUCGAAACAGGUUAUUGAAAAGCACAAAUAGUGAAUUAUCCAAGGAAAUUAUUAGAUUGAAAGAGGAAAUAAGGAAGUCAAUGUCGAUAAAUUCCAAUUUAAAAACUGAAAUACACGAUCUCACUAUAGAUACAAGACAUUUAAUGGAUGAUAACAAAGGACUUUACAACACAUUGACUACUCUUCACAAAGAUACUAAGGCAUUUGAGAAAAGGAUUAGCAACUUGUUGAAUAGCUCAGACCCUGAAAUUCAAUCAUUUGAAACCCAAAAAGUGAAUGGAAUAAAGAAUCCGAAGGAUGUUCACCAGCAGCUACCUGAAACUAAUUAUCAUAGGUACAAUUUUAAAGACUUCAUUUAUAUUCAAGAUCUUUCUCCGAUCAUGGAAGAAAAUAUUGAGGUUAACAAAAAGUUGAUUAAGCCUUCAGAUGUUACUAGAAGAUUGGGUCAUCGUGCAAAACUAACCCACGCUGACAAAUGUUCUGAAAAUGUAGAAGUUAAUGGAUCAGUAUUUGACGAAGCUGCUGAAACCAACACAGUUAACUGCUCCCCAUCGUCAGCGAGGGUGCAGAAUUUCUCCAAAGAAAUAAAAAAUGUAGGAAAACCAUCCAUGAUUGUUGAAGAAGAGAUUAUACCAAAUAUUGUUGGUGUAUAUUGUAAAGAAUUAUUGUCCUCACCAUCAGAAUCAAAUGAAUCGAUUAGUAUGAAUGUGGAUGAAUCGAUAUUAUCAUCUAGCCUGCUUAACCAUUCUGAAAGUCGAACUAUACCCAUGUUCAAAAAUGAAAAUGAUGGUUUAUCUCCCAUUCCAAUCAUUGAGAUUGUUCCGCCAUCUGAUAGUGAUAAUACUUUAAAUGAAAAAGAGGAAAAUAUUUUAAAUGAAAAUGAUGAAAGUACCUUAAAUGAAACAGAUCAAAAAGACUUCCGCUCUACUCUUUUUGUUAAUGUAUUCCCGAGAAGGAGAAUGAUAAAUAAUAGAAGUAGUUCCUCACUUGGAAGUGCUGUAGAGGAAAGCAGUGGGGAACAAAAUAGUACAAACAUUGAAAAAGAAAAUUUAUCUCCCAGGGUUUCAACAAAUUCUUUGAAAAAUGAUCCGGAGCAAAGCAACAUUAUCACGAUCAGAAGUGAUUCAUUUCUCAAAAAUAAUUUAACUAUAAACCAUGAAAAUAAUAGUGGCCUGGCAUCGGAAAUAUCUCAGCAAGAAGAGAGUAUAAUAGGAAAAACCUGCUCAGACAUUCGUCAUGGCGUGAAAACCGUCGCUGCAGGCGGUAAUGCCAGGGAUGGAAGUAACAUGGAAAUGUCCUUAAUAUUGGAAACAAAGGAAGCUCAAAGCUCUAAAAAAUCUACCUUAGACACCGACAGUAAAUCAACACUAGAAAAGAGAAGUGAGAUUAAAAAAUUAUCAAGAACUGCUGAUAGAAACUCAGUAAAUAGUUCUAAGCAUGUAACUCCAGGGAGAAAAUCAUCAGAAGAUUCAAAGAAAGCUCUAAGGCCAAAGAAGGCAUUAAACUUGGCAGAAUCUCCAGUUAAGAAAACACACCAGAAAAGGAAACAAAAGUUGGAUAAAGCUGUUAAAUAAUUAUUUUAAUCGAUAUUUAUUAUAUAUAAAUGGAUAUUUUAAAGAUUUAAUCAAUUCAUUACCGACUGAAGGAAUUUUUAAUUUUUAGUGUUGAAAAAAUUUAAACAACACAAUGACUGAAG
Molecule: messenger RNA, 1823 nt
Organism: Nezara viridula (southern green stink bug)
Lineage: Eukaryota; Metazoa; Arthropoda; Insecta; Hemiptera; Pentatomidae
Source: the annotation of a GenBank genome assembly